Messenger RNA from Argiope bruennichi, 5394 nucleotides. Its product is annotated as zinc finger protein squeeze-like. The transcript has 2 exons. The record is from RefSeq and is a predicted model, not a curated record. NCBI's taxonomy places the organism in Eukaryota, Metazoa, Arthropoda, Arachnida, Araneae, Araneidae. Gene Ontology annotation, molecular function: RNA polymerase II cis-regulatory region sequence-specific DNA binding; DNA-binding transcription factor activity. Bases 19 to 1935 code for a protein of 638 amino acids. Gene Ontology annotation, biological process: regulation of transcription by RNA polymerase II.
UACAACUGGGGGGGAAAAAUGGCUUCAACUCCUGAGCAAGUAGUGUGUACCCCAACCUUUGUUUUCCCCGCAGCUUUUCCAGGUUUUGAUCCACGGACUCACUUGGCAAAUUUUCAUGCUGUUGGACCAGCUCCUACUCCAACGCAAAUACAGUUUGCUGAGGAAUCAGGAAAGCAUAAAAACCUUGCUAGGGUUUCAGGUAUAAAAGUUGAAGCUGCUCUCACACCUGAACUUGCAGCUUGUCGAAAUUUACUGGUAGCUGCAGCAUCUACUUCGGCAGCUUUUCCUGGGAUAGAUCCUAAUAAAUUACCUCCUCCACCUCCUCAUCCACCCAAUCAAGAUAAUAAGGGUGAAGAGAAAGAAAAACUGUGGCCUUGUCCAUCUUGCAAGGUGCCCUUCAAAGCAGCAUCUGAACUGCAAGUUCAUCUUUCUGCGCACACAAAAACUGAAAAAACUGUACCAUGUGAUAUGUGUGGUAAAUUAUUUGCAACCAGUGAACGUGUAAGAAUUCAUGUACGAUCUGCUCACGGUGAAAAGUCUUGUGCCUGUGAUAUUUGUGGUAGUGGUUUUAGUUACAGGUGUAAAUUACUGGAUCACAUGAGGACCCAUACAGGUGAUAAGCCUUUUCAGUGUGAUGUUUGUGGGCGAAGUUUCUCUCAGAAGAAUCAUCUUACUCGACAUUCCAUGAUUCAUACUGGUGAGAGACCAUACCCAUGCGACUUCUGUGGUAGGGGUUUCUACAGGAAAGAUAAACUCACACGUCACAGAAGGAUACACACUGGUGAGAAACCUUAUGCAUGUCUAGCAUGUGGAAAGGCAUUUUAUCGCCGAGACAAAUUGACACGACAUAUAAAAAUGCAUAGUGGUGAAAAGCCCUUUGCAUGUCCAGUUUGUGGAAAACGUUUUGUAGAAGAUAGAGAUUUAAAAAGACAUAAAUGUUCAUCUCGACACACUCAGAAUGCUAACAAUGCAGCAAAAAUACAGGCUGCGCAAACCAGUACAGGUUUACUACAGUUACAGCAGCUACAUUAUCAGCUGCAGCAACAUCACCUUACUCAUCCUGGACCACCCCUCCAACAAGCACAUUCCGGACCUCAGCAUCAACAAGCUCAUACCCAAACAACUCAUCAGGCCCACACCCAAACAACUCAUCAACAAGCUCACACUCAGACAACACACCAGCAGGCUCAUACUCAGACUACCCAUCAACCACAUUCCCAGCCGCAGCAUCAACAAGCUCAUACCCAAACUUCAACCCAUUCCCAACAAGGCCAUUCUCAGCCUCCACCUGAGCAUCAAAACCAGAACCAACAAGGUCCUCAACCUCAUGUGCAGCAACAGCAACAACAACAACCACCUCCACAACAACAGUCACAACCACCUCAGCAUGUUCAGCAACAACCUCAUGGACAACAGCAACAACCUCCCCCACAUAUGCAACAACAACAACAAUCACAACCUAAUACUGCCCCUCCAACACCUCAGACUUCUCAGCCACCUACACCACAGUCCCAGCAUCCGAAUCAGAUGCAACAAACUCAACAACCUGCUCCUCCUCCACCACCUCAGCAACAACAACAGCAACCACCACCAUCUCAGUCUCAGCAACAUUCACAAGGUAUGCCACCACAUCAUCAACAACCACCCCCUCCUCAGCAGCAGCAACAACAACAACAGCAGCAGCAGCAGCAACAAGCUCCUCCACCUCAUCAUCAGCCUCCUCCACAACAGCACCAACCUCCUCAGAGCCAUCAUCAAAUGCAACACCAGAAUAGGCAUCUACCUCACCAGCAGUCCCCUUCUCCUCCACAAAUUGCACACCAGUCUCCUCAUCCAUCGCAACAGCACCCUCAAGGACAUCCUCAGCAUCCAACCCAUCAUGGCCCUCCUAUUGUGCCUCCUCAUCCUUUUCAGGCAUUGAACUUGCAAACCUGACUGGCGGGGUGCACCAUAUUCGGUGCAUUCAAUAAACUAACCAACUUUAAUAAUCAGCACUGAGGAUAUGCUUAUGAUUCCAUCAGUUGCUGUAUAUACAGUUCAGGUUUUUGCAAAGUUCAUGUAUAAAAUUUUUAUCAACAGAAGUAUUUGAAUCAUUCCUGGACAAUUCUAAACUUGACUAUUUUGAAGGAGAGAUUAUUGCCAUGUUGAAAAGUUCUUUCAUCGAAUAUUAACCCUCGUGUAAAUGGGUAAUAUGUGCUGAAGUACUUUUAGAAUUACUUAGCAGAGAAAUUUAUUAUGGCUUAACUAAAAUGAAUAACUUGUUACAUCAUUUGUCAUCAAUCUCAUCAGUUAACUUGUUAGAAAAUUCCUAUGCCUUUAGCUUCCAUGUUGUUGCUUUUUGGUUCUGGUGUAUUACCUAUUAUACUACUUACUGAUUGUUUUUAUGUACAUACUUGUUUUCAUUUGUUACUCUAAGCUGUGACAUGUUUGACACUUUGGAGCAUACUUGCAUUAUUUUGGUAAAACAUAUUUCUGAAGUUUAGAAAUAGUAACAAUUGUUUAACAUCAAAAAUGAUAUUUAUAUGGAUAUUCUUUUUUUAUUACCUUAACAAAAGAAUUUUUUUUAAAAACUUGCUUAUUGGUAAUAAUUUUUAAAACUCAUAUGAGCACAAAUAAAAUAAUUUAAAUUUUGUGCCAUAUGUUUAUUUUGGAAUUGUGUUCCAAAACGGAAUUUAACUAAUUUCAGUGAAUAAUAUGUAGUAAAUUAAUUUUUUCACUAGCAAUUUAAGUGUUAAUCAUUAUGCAGCCAUAAUAAAUUUAUGCAUAAUGAUGGACAAUCCUAGUGAUAUUAUGUUCAAAACAUAAAAUUCAGACAGCUAACUGCCAUGAGGAUUCUUGUUAUACUAUUUAACCUUGAAUUAGUAAAAAGUGUUGUUGAAAAAUGUUUUUUUAUUCAUUGGUUUUCUGCUGUUAUUUAUUGUGACAGUACUUUUAAUGUGAUAAUGUUUGUAUAAAAGGAAGUGUAAGUGUAAGAAUGAGAAGAUGAAUAUUGUUAAUUUCCAUUAAAAAAAAAUAUUUUGUUUAAUGAAGAUGAAAUCAGAGAGUGGUACUUUUUUAUUAUCUCUAUAACAAUCAAAGCAUCAGGUUGACAGUAAAAAUGCUUAUUGGCAGUAAUGCUUGAUGUUCUUACUUAUAUUUUGGGGGCUUCGCACUAACUAAAAAGAGAUUUCCUUAAUAUUAAGGGAAAGAUCCUAAAAUUAUUAGUUAAAAAAAUAAUUUACAAUUUAAAUGGAAAGAGCAUUUUUAUUUGAAUAUAAAUUUAAAAACUUGAAAUAGAUGCAUUCAUUUAGAAUGAAAUGUAAUCUAUCUUGGGAACAUUUGUUCAAUAAACAUUUAUAUCGGUUGAUCUUCAUUUUUUAAUGAACUAAAGACUUUUUAAUUUAAAGUUUCUAUUUUCUUUUUUUUUAUAAUAAUUUUUUAUGUUUGUAUUUUUGUGUCCUUUUGUGCCAAUAUAUGAACUGGUCUGCUUGUAUAUUUUUUAAAAACUUUUGAUUGUAAAGAAGGUAAUCUAGUCAUGAGACUUGGGUUGCCAAAUGCAUUAUUUCUAUUGUUUAUAAUAUGGAUUUGUAAUUGAACUAAAAAUGUGUGAUAUUCUUUUCUUAUAAGUCCAUAAAUUUAAUAAGUUAAUUAAGGUAUCUUGGUGUAUUAUUAAUUGCUAUUACAUCAUGAAUAGUGUUUUGCAUAUUAGCUUUGAUUAUUUUUUAAACUUGAUGAGAUUUAAUUCAAUGUUAUUGCAUUUUUUUAUUCAAUAAUCGGAUAUAAUUUGUUCAUUUUUGUACAAAAUGAAUUUCAUUUCUAAAACUUUAUUUAAUAAUUUUGUUUAAUAUUUACUUUUUAAAGAUUUUUAGAAUGUAACCUGAAUUAAUUUCCAAAGUUCUAGUUAAUAAAAUUUUAAAUCACCAUGAAAAUUAUUUGUAAAUUUCAUUUAAAAUUCAAAUUUUUUGAUAUAUUUCAUCUAAAACAAAGCUUACUUAUAAUUUUUUGCCCCAUUUGUUAUGGAUUUUUUUCUGCAUAUGGACUGCAUUACUAGCUAAAUUUGACUGAUUUUGUGGCUUUCUCUGACAUUUGUAGGGAAUAAAUUAUUUCCUGUGUUUUUAUAUUUGAAUUUAGCUUAUAAAGCUUUGAUUUUUUUUUUUAAUGAACAUAAGACAAAAAUAUGAAACUAAAACUUGAAUCUUGUUAAGAGGCAGUUGUUAAAUAAAAUUCCUUCAUAUUUUUAUUCUGAAAUUCAAAUCAUGUAGUUUAUAUUUUUUUAAAUAGUGAGAAAAUUUAUUAGGUAUGCUUAUCAAUAAUUUGCUGUUGGAUUUUAAGCAUAUUAAUUUACAUAGUUUCUAAAGCUUGAGAGUCAAAGUAAUAUUCUCCUGAGAAUUAAAUAUAUAUGAAGAAUAUGUCAGUAUACUAUGUUAUCAUUUGAUUAGUUUUAUAUGAAAGUUAAGGAGCCAAGUAUUGAAAAUGAAAUGCUAAUUUUUACCAUUAAAAACAUUUUUGCAUAUAAGGAAAAUGCAAAUCAAUAAGAAAAUAUAAAUUGAAUGAUUUAGCAAUAUAUAUAUAUAUAUCAUUUAGUUUAUACUUUAUUAUAUCUUGCAACUAAUUACCUUAUGAUUUUCAUGUAGUUCUUUAAAAUAUUUUGUAGUGAUAUUAUGUAGUUACAUCUUUUAAAAUUAAAAUCCAAACAAUUUAUUCUUAAUUUUCUUCCAAAUUAUAAUAAUUUUGAUUUCUUAAAACCAAAAUAACAUUUCUAUAAAAAUGUAAAUCAUUUAUCAACUUAUGCAUAUAUAUUUAAAAGCAGUUGCUGUACACUUAAAAGAUUUUUAUUCUGAAGUGAAUUUUCUCCAAAAUAGUUGUUUAAUUUGCAGCAGUCAUAUGCAUUAAUGUGUGUACAGUUCCGUGCAUUAAUAAGUAUGCAAUUCAUAGUAGUUCAAAGUUUACUAUAGGGCUGUCAAAUUUUGUAGUAUAAUUAUAUUUUUUAAAAGUUCAUUUUAUUUUGGCUAAUAAAUAGAUAAAAGAAUCUCAGAAUAUUUAUUAUAAUAAGAAGGAUAAUGAUUUCUCUAACUUUUGAGAUAUUUAGCAAAUGUUUUGAUCUAAAGAAGCUAUUAUUAUUGGCAUGUACAGCAAAUCUAUUCCAUGAAGAAAUGUUAGCCAAAGUGUUUGCCUCAUUUUUUUUAAAGAAUUGUUUUGUGCAUAUUGUAAAUACUGGUUAUGGUUUGUUGUUUGUAUGAGUAAGAAAUAUUUUACGCUUGUUUUGUAUGAUAAAUUUUGUGCCAUUUCUUUACUGUUUUAGUUAUAAUGUUUAAAUGGUGCUGGGAUAUUGUAAUCUACAAAAUGAAAUUAAUGAAAAUGUUAUGCAUGAAAGUGUAUGUAUAGUUUUGAAAUAAAAGAACUUGGAAUUCUUUA